Cynocephalus volans (Philippine flying lemur) is the source of this 1300-nucleotide messenger RNA. It is a transcript of the gene TAMM41, whose product is annotated as TAM41 mitochondrial translocator assembly and maintenance homolog. Gene Ontology annotation, molecular function: phosphatidate cytidylyltransferase activity. The coding region runs from base 231 to 1241 and encodes 336 amino acids. The record is from RefSeq and is a predicted model, not a curated record. Gene Ontology annotation, cellular component: mitochondrion. Lineage: Eukaryota; Metazoa; Chordata; Mammalia; Dermoptera; Cynocephalidae. The transcript is spliced from 8 exons. Gene Ontology annotation, biological process: CDP-diacylglycerol biosynthetic process; cardiolipin biosynthetic process.
ACUUGCGCGGCUGACCGUAGCCGUGCUCCGUCUCCCGGCCUGGUCUCGAACUGGCCUACCUCCCCAAGUCCUUGCUGGCCCUCGGAGACCCACCCCACAGUCAAGACCUCCCGAUCGGGCCGGUCCCCGACUUCCAUUUCCCCACCCUUAACCCCCUGCCGGGAGUCCGUUAAUCACCCCGUGCUCUGCCCUGUUCCGCCAAGGGUCCCCUGUCUCUGAGCCUCGGCCCCAUGGCGCUGCAGGCGCUGCAGAGCUCGGGGGUGGCCUUACGCAGGAUCCUGUCUCAUUUCCCCGAGGAGCUGAGCCUGGCUUUCGCCUACGGCUCCGGGGUGUACCGCCAGGCGGGGCCCAAUUCAGACAAGAAUGCCAUGCUGGACUUUGUGUUCACAGUAGAUGACCCUGUUGCAUGGCAUUCAAAGAACCUGAAGAAAAACCGGAGCCACUACUCUUUUCUAAAAAUUUUGGGGCCCAAGAUUAUCACAUCCCUCCAGAAUAACUAUGGUGCUGGAGUUUACUACAAUCCAUUGAUCAUGUGUGAUGGUAGGCUUAUCAAAUACGGAGUUAUUAGCACGAGUAUUCUGAUUGAAGAUCUCCUGAACUGGAAUAACUUAUAUAUUGCUGGACGACUCCAAAAACCGGUGAAAAUUUUAGCAAUGGAUGAGAAUGUCAUUCUUAGAUCAGCUCUUGAUAAAAAUCUGAAGAGUGCUGUGACUACUGCUUUCCUCAUGCUCCCUGAAAGCUUUUCUGAAGAAGACCUCUUUAUAGAGAUUGCUGGACUCUCCUAUUCAGGCGACUUUCGGAUGGUGGUUGGAGAGGAAAAGUCAAAAGUGUUGAAUAUUGUGAAGCCCAACGUAGCCCACUUCCGUGAGCUCUAUGGCAGCAUAUUGCAGGAGAAUCCUCAAGUGGUGUAUAAAACCCAGCAAGGCAGACUGGAGAUAGAUAAAAGCCCAGAAGGGCAAUUCACUCAGCUAAUGACGUUGCCCAAAACCUUACAGCAACAAAUAAAUCAUAUUAUGGACCCUCCUGGAAAAAACAGAGAUGUGGAAGAAACUUUAUUCCAACUUGCUCAUGAUCCUGACUGUGGAGAUGUGGUGCGACUAGGGCUUUCAGCAAUCGUGAGAACUUCUAGUAUAAGACAGAGCACCAAAGGCAUUUUUACUGCUGGCAUGAAGAAAUCCAUGAUUUAUAGUUCACUAAAACUGCACAAAAUGUGGAAAGGAUGGCUGAGGAAAACAUCCUGAUUUUGCCCACUUUCAUGUAUGUUAUGUGUAGAUGAAUAAAGUGUUUGUUUUUGACAGGA